Messenger RNA from Sporothrix brasiliensis 5110, 858 nucleotides. Its product is annotated as peptidyl-prolyl cis-trans isomerase B (cyclophilin B). NCBI's taxonomy places the organism in Eukaryota, Fungi, Ascomycota, Sordariomycetes, Ophiostomatales, Ophiostomataceae. Gene Ontology annotation, molecular function: peptidyl-prolyl cis-trans isomerase activity. Gene Ontology annotation, biological process: protein folding; protein peptidyl-prolyl isomerization. The record is from RefSeq and is a predicted model, not a curated record. Gene Ontology annotation, cellular component: fungal-type vacuole; endoplasmic reticulum. The transcript has 2 exons. Bases 1 to 858 code for a protein of 285 amino acids.
AUGUUCAACCCCCGGCGCCUCCUCGCCUCCGUGGCCCUCAUCCUGGGUCUCGGCCUCGUCCUGUUCGUCCAGACCGCCGAGGCCGCCAAGGGCCCCAAGAUCACCCACAAGGUCUACUUUGACAUCACCCACGGCGACGAGCACCUUGGCCGCAUCGUCAUGGGCCUCUACGGCAAGACCGUCCCCGAGACGGUUGAGAACUUCCGCGCUCUCGCCACCGGCGAGAAGGGCUUCGGCUACAGCGGCUCCACCUUCCACCGUGUCAUCAAGGACUUCAUGAUCCAGGGUGGCGACUUCACCCGCGGCGACGGCACCGGCGGCAAGUCCAUCUACGGCGACCGCUUCAAGGACGAGAACUUCAAGCUCAAGCACACCAAGAAGGGCAUGCUGUCCAUGGCCAACGCCGGCAAGGACACCAACGGCUCGCAGUUCUUCAUCACGACGGCCAUCACCAGCUGGCUCGACGGCCGCCACGUCGUCUUUGGCGAGGUCCUUGAGGGCUACGACAUUGUCGACAAGAUCCAGAACGUCAAGAAGGGCGCCCAGGACCGCCCGACGGAGGCCGUCAAGAUCACCGAGAGCGGCGAGCUCCCCGUGCCCGAAGAAGCUGCGGAAUACGGCUCGGCUGCUUGGGCUCCCGGUGCUGAGCCUGAGAAGGAGGAUCCUCCGGCCCCUGGCUCCCCAGUCAAGACCAACAGCAACCCGUUCUCGGCUGCCGGCAGCUCCGAGGGCUGGUCGGUGGCCCAGAAGGGUCUUCUCUUUGGUGUGAUUCUGGCGGCUGUGGCCGUGUGGGUGAAGGUGACCCGUCGCAAGAACUCGAAAAAGGAGGAUGUUGGCUACGAAAAGGUGCUGUCGUAG